Messenger RNA from Nothobranchius furzeri (turquoise killifish), 2900 nucleotides. RefSeq lists its product as uncharacterized. Lineage: Eukaryota; Metazoa; Chordata; Actinopteri; Cyprinodontiformes; Nothobranchiidae. Gene Ontology annotation, molecular function: ubiquitin-protein transferase activity. The record is from RefSeq and is a predicted model, not a curated record.
AUCAAAAUGGGCUCAGCUCAGUGUAAAAAUAAAAAACAACAUUGAAAACUCGAAAAAUGAAAUUGUAAAAUCUAAUGAAAUUUCAAAACUUGAAAAAAAAAUUGUAAAUGCCAACAAAAAAUGGGAAAUUUUAAAAAUGAAUUUGUAAAUUCGAACUAAAAUAUGUAAGUGUGGAAAAAUAAAUUGUAAAUUAAUAAAUUAAGUAAAUAAAAAAAUAUGACUAAACUUAAAACUGCAAGCAAAAAUUAAAAGAUUUAAAUUAAGGAGAACACACUGAAACAAGUUUCGGCUGAGUUUACCUUUCUGCUCCCCGCCUCUGCAUUCAGUCCAGAGAUUUACGAUUACGUUCAGUUUUUUUUUUCGUUUACGAAGCUGAGCCUGAUUUUAUGAGGGGGCGGGCUUUGUGCUCAUUGGCUACAUGGAAAAUAAUUGACAUCCAGGUGAAAGCGCCUAGAUUUGACGUCAUUUCCGGCCGUUCAGUGUGGCGCGGCUGUUAACGCGGCAUCGGAGCGGUGUGAGCUGGCCAGCGGCGGUGUAUGGCGCGAUGGAUGACCGACGUUCAUCUGCAACAAAUGUCAGUGGCGACAUUUCAUCUGCGGUGCAUGCCCUGGUCAGUGUGCUACAGCAGAAUUUGCAAGAGGUUCAGGGCCAGACGCCUACUCGUGUACCUAACCAGCAGGGUGAGACGCCCCAAACGCUUCAGCCCCCGAUCCAGACACAGUCCCAUCAGGGACGGAAUCUGACCCCCACCAAUGUACACCAAGACAUGACCAGAUCUUUUCCUGCUCUUUUUCAAAGGCACAAAUUAUUGGGGAAAAGACGAUUCCUCGGUGGCAGUAACACAGUCAAAGCUACUAAAGCACCAAAAUCUUUUCGUUGUAACUGUUACCUGCUACACAGUAAUGCAGAAACUACUCCACAGCCUUCAGAAGAACUUGAGCAUGUUCUGGCAGGACUGGGGAAACGAAGUCUCACAAUUUCAGAGGACAUGGACCAUGUUCAGGUGUCCACUCAGCUGACAGAAGCAUAUCCUAAAAUGAAGGUCUUAACUGGAGGAUGGCUGCUUAAAAAAGCAUCAGGAGGCCGUGGACAUAGGCGUCUUACUGUCCUCCCACCAGAUCCUGAGGGCUACACCGGAGCCCAAUUAAAGACAGCAACAGGAGCUGGUAAAACAGUCAUUUACAUUGUUCCACUUCAAGAGGAACUAGAUCUGAGUCCACUCCCAGAUGAUGCUAAGGAAUAUGAAAAGAUGCCAAAGGCAACAUGCAAGUCAUGUAGUCGUGAAAUGCCUCUGCAAGUGUUAGCUCUUCAUGUCCAAGAAUGUAUUACAAAUAUCACUUCAUCGGAAGAUGAGCAGCAACGUGAAGUUGAUGGCCCCCUGGACGUUGAAACUAACAUUGAGAAAUUAUCUUCAUCUGAAGAUGAAAUGAUUGCUGAAAAAGAAUGUCCACUAUGUGGAAAAAUGCUCCCAGAAGCUGACUUACCCAUGCACGCCAGUUUUUGUGGAGAUAUCGGCUAUGAAAGCCACAUGAUGACAAACACAGUGCCCCAGGACACAGCGAACGACACCACAGAGAUGCACAAAAUAUUGUGUGAAGAAGAUGUCCUGCGCUGGCUGGCUACACAAAUUGACAGGAGUAAAGAGUUUCAUCUCUGUGUGACAAGAGAUGAGCUUGUAGAGCGAGGCAUGAAGUUGUGGCAACGUCAGAAAAAUGCCUCCCCACUAAACCCACUGAAAGUCACCUUCAUUGGAGAGGCAGGAGUAGACACAGGAGCCUUAAGGCUGGAGUUCCUGACAGAAAUGGUUGCUGGCUUGGAGGAGAGACUGUUUGAAGGGGAAGAAGGCAAAGGAAAAAUGCCAAAAUAUUCUAUCAGUGACUUAGAGAAGGGACUGUUCAGAGUUGCAGGGGAAAUCUUUGCAGCCAGUCUGGCCCAGGGUGGACCUGCCCCCAAUUUCCUGCAGGAAUGGUGUUUCAGUUUCCUUGCAACAGACCGGCUGACAACUGUCACCAAAAAUGAUAUAUAUGAGCCGCAACUGAGAAGUUUGAUCAUGAAGCUUGAGGAGUCUGAGGAUCUAUCAGCGUAUACAGAGGAAAUCCUAAACUGUGGUUACACAGGGCAAAUCAACAUGGAGAAAAAAGGGGAGAUGAUCAGGGCCAUUGUUUUGCAUGCAACAAUGCAACGCACACCAAUGCUGAAGGAACUACGAGAUGGCCUGGAUUUGUACAAAUUUGCCACGGUCCUGAAGGAGAAACCAGAACACUGUCGAGGUCUUUUUGUCACAGACAAUAAUGACAAGGUUGACUCCCACUACAUUGUUUCUCACCUUGACCCCCAGAUGAGUGACAAGGGCAGCAUCAAGCACAUCAAAGAAGUUAAAAUCUUGAAUUACUUUCAGGAUUUUCUGAUUGAACUUGAGGAUAACCAAGAAGAUGGAGGAAAAGAUCAGCUGACUGUACCAAAGGUCCUGCAGUGGUUCACAGGACAGUCUCAUCGGCAUCUCCUACUGUCAGAAAGACAGCGGUUCAAGAUUACAGUCUGUUUUGACCAUGACUGUUUUGAGCGCAUGCCUAAACAUUCAUUGUGCUUUCCAGUUGUGAGUGCAUGUUCACACACUGUAACUUUUCCAACUGCUCACCUAUGCACUUAUGAGGAGUUUAAAGUAAACAUGGCUACUGCAAUUACGUGUGGCAAAGAAUUCCACAUGAUCUAGGAGUGAUCUGUGGUGAGUAAGUUGGAAUUGCAGCUUUUGUUCCUACAUGUGUGUCAGUGUUCUGUUACUCAUUUAAUAUGUUCUAUAUAUUAGCUCUUUACUGUACACUCAAGCUUUAAAAGUAAGUAAUGCCAUGGUGUUCCAACAUGGUGCUUCUGUUUCUCAUCUCAAUAAACUCAAGAUUUCA